Paramacrobiotus metropolitanus is the source of this 3917-nucleotide messenger RNA. RefSeq lists its product as uncharacterized. Bases 2221 to 3597 code for a protein of 458 amino acids. The record is from RefSeq and is a predicted model, not a curated record. Lineage: Eukaryota; Metazoa; Tardigrada; Eutardigrada; Parachela; Macrobiotidae. The transcript has 6 exons.
AAGGUGAUUUCCGCGGGAAUACAGGUUACUCGGAAGGCGAUCGUCCACCGGCGUUAAAGAACUACUUCUAUACCUUCGCAGUGCUGUGUGUGCAUUCAGGCCUUCUCUGUAUACCACACUCUGCCUGUGCUAUAAUUUUCGUUCGUUGCAACGGCGAACCAAAAUGAGGCUAUCGCGUAUCGACCGUAAUUUACUUCGCUAUCGACCUCGCGUGGUGUGCAAUUGCCCAUGAUUCGUGUCGAGCGUUGAACAGUGUUUUCGUCUCCUGAUAUUAUUCUCGAAAUCUGAAAGUUCUCCAGUCUCUGCAGUAGUGAUUACCGCUUCUAAUGCUCCGGAUUAUCCAGCAUUUGAAUGCAACGUCUACUGGUGUCCGUAUGCUAUUCGUGGAUCCACGUAUUUUUCACACUUCCAAACGGAAACGAAUUUCAUCCGUGACCAUUCGCCUACAUAUAAUCGACACCGUUAAUGGUAUAUUUGCAUUUCGCGAGAUUCUCGGGAUAUUGUGGAAGUCGUGAUACCAGAUGAUGAAUAGCAACUACAUGCUGUUUCCCGUUGCUGUGGCUUUGGACGAUGUACUUCUCAUUUUGUUGUUGUUUUGUACUAUCAGCUAAAAGGUUAUGGCUUGAUUGAUGGCUUGGCUUGAUUGGUUCCAAGAUUCUGCACAAAUAUUCCCACGGAGCGCCUUCUUGCUGGAUAAUUUGGAUGUGAACGAAAUAAGAACUGGAUGAGCUCGAUUGUAUGACAAGGCAGAGAACAGCCACGGUACGCGCAACAAAACUGUAUGGCGAAGAUCGAGUUUCUGGAAGAUUUCAUGCUGUCUUAUCACCCAUGCCACGAAAAUUUCACCUAAAUCAGCCGACACUGGUGGUGCUCCCAUGACAGAAGCAGCCGCAUUUCCGCGUUGGAUUUUGAUGCUGAACCGCUGGCGCAGAGUCUCGAUCGCCGGUAUCUCGCAUGCUGCCUGUCAUGUCAUCUUCCCGAGUUCGGUGACCAAUUCCCGAUUUCGGUGAGCAUUGGUCAGCGAACUCGAGAAGAGGAUGCGACAGGAUGCAGGCAUGCAUGCAUGCGAGAAGCGUCCAAUUCCCAAGAUCCGAGUGUUUCGACGAGUACGCUUCAUGUGUCCAUACGCCAAGUACAGUACGCUGGAUGUAUUUCGCUGGUAUGCCACUUAAAAUAUCGGAAUUCUCAGUGACCUAGGAAGGGUACGGAGCGCAUCCGGCAUGCACGACGGAUAACGGAUACGAAUGAUACGUGGAGGUACAUUGCGUGAAUACUGGACUGUCAUAUAACAAGCCAAGCUGUGGACAGCAAGAAUAAGGGCUGCAACACGACGGACGACCUCGGGCACAACAACAGAAUUCGUGCAAGUUUCCAACGGUUGCGUUGCCAGAAAUCGUCCGCUCGAUGGGUUUGGUAAGCGUAUGCAUGGUCCCCGUGUGGGGAUGCGGUAGGCGGCGGAUCGACCAUUGUGCCACGGCACAGGUAACGCAGCGGACGGUACGCCAGCAAAAUCAUCCCUAUUCAACGCUGCCGCUGAACGCCGCCAAAUGUUAACGGUGCGGUUCCGGUGCGGGAAAAUCGGCGAUCCUCUACAAAAUAUAGUCAUGAUGCUGAAUUUCAUAUUCGUCGAUGUUCUGUGGAUGUAUGAGUAUACGACUGCAAUAAAAAGUGUAGCAGUUCCAGAAGUUUUAGCAAUCCAGAAAUACGGUAGGUGUACGAAAUGAGUACAUAACAUUAUUCUACAUUCCUUUCCAGCUGGAAUAGUCAGUUGUUCCCUGGAAGCGCUGAAUAAGCAGUUCCAGUUGAGAUGCUUUAAGAGCACCGCUUCCAUAUGUGCUAGUGAACAGCUUAAUUGCUCUUGCCGUGAUGUAGCACCGGAAAUAGGCGUGUCGUAGAUUUACCACGCCGAUAACGCUGCACGGAUAUGUUCUGCGGCUUACUAGUGUAGCCAGCAUCAGAUCGUUAAGCCAGUACCAUCUCCACUGUAUUCCUCUUUUCCAGCUGCGUGCAUCAACGUGGCAUUCCCUGUAUGUUAGUGAUAUUUAUCAACAGAUGCAUCCUAAAGCGGAAUUCAUGAAGCGUGAUUUAUUUCCUCUACAGACGCAGAAUUCGUGGUGUAAACUAACGGCACUACCAGCUGUCUUCAGUCAUUACCCGUACAAGCGUUAUCCGAAUCCGCCGUAUUGAACGCGUCCAGCGGGUAAACAGUGCAGGGAACUAAUGGAACCGCUGCACGAUCACCAGCGCGCACCCCCAGAAUACGUGGACGCCCCGCCGGACUACGGGGUGGCGACGGGACCCACUCCGGCCGUUCCCCUUCCGGCCGUCGCCCGGCCGUCCCCCAGUCUGCAGGCUGUGGAUUUCCUGCCGCGGAUGACGCGGGAGAACGGUCCCUCCCACCACGCCGAGUACGAGCCUUUUGGCGUGCUGGUGGAGCGCGCCAACCGCUACCUGCGCGACCAUCCGCGCUGUCGUGUCAACACCUGCGAGAGCGUGGCGUUCCGCGUCUACCAGCGCGGCCAGGACAUCGACACGAUGCAGUCGGUAUUCACGGCAUACGUUGCAGGGGAAGCGACCAACCGGUACAUCCGUGGUCUGCGUCUGUGGACGCAGCAGCGGCCUGUCAUGCGUGAUAAUCCGACGGAGCCGCAACAGCUCGGCUAUCUGAACUUCCUUCCCGACAUCCUGCACGACGGGACGAUUCAGCGACUGGACGGCGUGCUGCAGCGCAUCAAUCGCACCCCCAUCAAAGGGACGAUCAUCACGAUGGAAACCCUGCCGAUUAAGUGGGGCAGUAAAGCGUUGGACCCGGAUCGCACCAUCUGGACCGAGCGGGGUUUUGCCAGUCAGCGCUUCCUUUAUCUCAUCCGCAUCUUUUACAUCCGAGGUCCCGGCGGCGAUGUGCAGGUUGGAUUCCAGGAUUUUGUGCCACAGAUGCUGGAGAAAGAAGGCUUCUUCUCCAAUCCUCGGAUGGAGCCGUUUCCUGUGGUGCUACGGUGUGUCCAGCAGUGGUUGGGGACGGUGCCGCCCAACUAUCGCCUGGUUAACGUCCAGACCGUCAUGUUCCGCUGGAGCUACAACAAAGGCAUCGACACCCAAGAUAUGGCGUACCAUGAGCACAAACAGAGGCUCAAUUAUCUUCGGUUUCUGCGGGUAGCCUACGCCAUCCAGCGAGCGGACCGCGGUCCCGUGUCCCGUUCGACCAUCCAGCCGGCCUCCCGACUCUUCAUCCCGGAGAUGACGAAGCCGCCGGGGUUCUUCGCCAAGGGCGUCUUUGAAACGCAGGCAGCGUGUCGCCGGCGUGCGGAUCAGUGGGUGCGGGCAGCGGAAGCCCGCAUCGUCUGCGCGGAGACGCUGGUGAUGCGCAUCGCUCAUGGCGGCGAGUCGGUGUAUGGCUUCGACGCCAUGCACACGUGGAACGACACCUACAUUACCAGCACGCCGUCCACCGAGCGGGACGAUGAGCGCUUCGGCUGUCUGUACCGGAUCUACACGGACGGCAUGGAUCGGCCAGAAUUGGUCGGCCCGCAACAGGAUUCCCACUUGGAGAAUUACACACUGCAAACGGACAGCGGCGAAGGUUGUACGAUUGCAUAAUCGCGUCGCGUCAACCAUCCUGGAUUCUGUGAAUAGCUAUUACUCUGCGUCAUAAGUGCUUUCAUCAUGUUAUUCGCCGGCUGAUUCGGAAUUUUUUGUGCUGGUUUAUUCUCCAGUUGAUAUUUGUAUAAAAUCAUCCCGGUCUGCUGGAAUCGCGGCGUUAGUGUAUUUACUGCACUGCUCUUUGAAAUAUUUCAUUUAAUGUUCAUAUGUUAUUUUUUUAUUAAGAACGGUUUGGCUUAUGUUUUAGGCUUGGGCUAAUGCCACUGCAGUCCAAAAUAAAGCGCUAAUGCCACUCCAGUCCAUAUCGCAAUAUGGCU